AUGAAAAUUCGCGGAACAUUUGAUGACAAGCAUAAGCUGUAUGCUACUAUCACAGAAGAUGUUCGUUUAUUCACAAAAAUAUUGGAUCCUAUGAGUAUGUUCUGUUCUGCUUCAAUACAAGAAAAAUCAAUACAGAGCGCAGAGAAUUUUGAGUUCAGAAUUCACCAAGAUAUUUUAGCAGCCACUGUCAACAUCGACCAUACUGAUCCAUUAUCUAAAGAAGCCAUGAUUAUGCAAUGCCGUUAUUACUAUCGAAAGGACAAAAUGGAGCAGUACAAAAUUGAUGAAUUUGAGAAAACUUACACUUCACAAGAUGCACUGCAUUGGUAUACUAAAGACUCAUUCGCGUAUCGCCUUUUGAACAAGGCGCUGAGAACACGAAAUACCGAAGUCAUUCAUGCCUUUCGUUUUUUCAUCGUUGAUCUUCAUCAACAAAUUCGUGAAUUGCAUUGGAAACAGAUGCAAGGAAAAGAUGCAAGAGUAACAACGCUUUAUCGAGGACAAUUGUUACCAAAAGACGAGUUAGAAGAACUCAAGAAACAAACCGGUAAAAAAAUCACUAUGAAUGGCUUCUUAUCGACAUCUUCAUCAUCGUCAAUAGCUUUGCUCUACAGUGGCGAAGGACAACAACGUCCAUUUUAUGAAUCAGUCUUCUUUCAAAUUGAUCUUCCAUCUUCUGAUAAGCAUCCAGCGAUGCCAUAUUGCAAUAUAGCGCACCUAAGCAAAUUCAAAGGGGAGCACGAAUAUUUAUUCAAAUUCAGAGCUAUCUUUGAAGUUGUAUCGGUAGAAAAGCCCACUGAAGAGAUCUGGUAUGUUCAACUUCGACUAGAACGUAUCGAAGAUCAUUCUUUAAAUAGCACAAAUGGCACAUCUAGAGAAAUCUUGAUCGAUUUUUUUAGCGAAUCGGUAUCCAAUAAUGAAACAUUACAGAAUAUUAACCUGAUGGUCGACGAAAUUUCUUUAGAACACCGCAAUCGCAUGGCUGGUUACAUUAAACUAGGUGAUGCAUAUGAAGAAAGAUUUGAGCAUACUCAGCAGUUACGUUACUAUAGAGCGAGUUUGGAAGUACUGGAAAAAGUAUCAAAUGAUAAACAUCCACUCUUGAGCUUGGGCUACGAUACAAUCAUUCGCAAGCUUGCAGGAGUCGUGCAGGAUUGUACUAAAGAGGAUAUCAAUGUGCUCAAAAUGGCUCUUUCUAAGCCCGAUAUGUGCGCUGAGGAUAUAUGCUAG
Molecule: messenger RNA, 1230 nt
Organism: Adineta steineri
Lineage: Eukaryota; Metazoa; Rotifera; Eurotatoria; Adinetida; Adinetidae
Source: the annotation of a GenBank genome assembly